AUGUUUCAACGCGUGUCGUUCGACGUCCGCUUCGACCUCGUGGUCUUGUCAGGACCUGGCUGCUUGUUCGCUCGCUGUUGUCGCUGGCGGCCGGCGGAGGCUUUCUUUGGCGACCUGCUGAACGACCAGGCCUUCGCGCUGGCGCGGCGCAUCCUGGCGGACUAUCAUCCGCUGCAGCCAGAAAUGGUGCUGCAAUUGGCGGCGCAGCAGCUGCCCCAAUUUCUGACAAAAGCCGUCGUCAGAAAGAUCAGCGUGCCGCUGCCGUGGCGCGACCGGGGCGGCCUGCCGCUGCCCAAGUGGCUCGCCAACUACAUGACCUGCACCUGGCGGGCGCCGAUCCAGCAGCGCUACCGCCGCAUCCACAAGCACCUGCGCGUCGAGGCCCCGCUUGAAGAGUGGAUCAAUGUCUGCGCCGAGUCGGGGGAGGUGCUGGGCGACGAGUACUGCGGGCAGUGGCUGUUGCUCAACGUCCCCUUCUUGGCGCUGGAUGACCUGUGGCUCCGCCGCGCGCUGCGCGUGCCGGAGCGGCUGCGGUUCCUGGCGCUGCGCCUGCUGCACAAGCCUGCCUACUGGCGCAGCCCGGCCCGCGUUCGCGCCGACCUGGAGCUGGAGGCCCGGGCCGAGACCUACAUCCGGAACGCGCUGGACAUGCUGGACGACCGUGUGCCCGACGCGGCCGCGGCCGCUGAUGGCUUCCUGGACCCGGCGCAGCUGGCGCCCGAGCAGGAGCUGGCCCGGCGCAACGUGGUUGCCGCGGCUGCCGCGGCGGUUGCGGCCAAGUGGCCCGACGACGGCGCCGACCCGGCUGCCUGGGAGCACUGGCUGGCGGCGCAGGGCGGCCGCGCCAACCGCGUCUUCGCGGUUCUCGGGCCCGCCGGCAGCGGCAAGACGAGCGCAGUGGAGCUCGCGAUCGCGCAGGCGGUCCAAGCCGGGGCACAUGUUGGCGUGGCCUGCCCAACUGGCAUGCUGGCUGCGCGCUACCGGCGCCGCUUCCCCGACCUGGAUGUGGAUACGAUCCACGGGAUGUUCUCCCUCUUCAAGGCGGAGCUGCAAACGCUGGAGAUGAUGCUCGUCUACGACCUGGUCGUCAUCGACGAGGUGGGCCAGGUUCCGCUCUGGAUCUUCGAGCGGUUGCUGCGCCUCUGGGACGCCGCUGGCCGGCGCCCAGCUCUGGUCUUUGUCGGGGACUUCGCCCAGCUCCGCGGCGCUGACGGGACCUGCGCGAAGCAGAGCGCGCGGUGGCGCGAGGUGCUUCGCACGCAAGGAGGCAUGAAUUUCAAGUCCCGUGCAACAGCCAACAGCGCUUCGCACUCGCCGCACUAG
This is a messenger RNA of Effrenium voratum, 1323 nucleotides long. Lineage: Eukaryota; Dinophyceae; Suessiales; Symbiodiniaceae. The record is from the annotation of a GenBank genome assembly.